AUGAAAUCUACCAACAUGUCAUUUCUGAACCCAAAGAUGGUGACUCUGACUGGAAUCCCUGGACUAGAGCAUGUGCAGUUUUGGAUUGGAUUUCCCUUCCUUGGUGUAUGCCUGGUUGCUCUGCUGGGGAACAUCUUCUUGUUAAUCAUCAUCCCUACAGAACGCAGUCUUCACCAACCUAUGUACAUCUUCCUGGCAGUGCUGGCAGCCACUGACCUAGGUCUCUGUGUAGCCAUUGCUCCAAAGAUGUUGGCCAUCUUCUGGUUUGGCUCUUGUUCCAUGGCUUUUGAUGCUUGCCUUACCCAGCUCUUCUUCAUCCAUGCCUUGCAGGGUAUGGAAUCUGGAAUCCUGCUGGCCAUGGCCUUUGAUCGCUAUGUUGCCAUCUGUGAUCCUUUGAGGCACACAUCUGUCCUCACACCUCUCUUUUUAGUUCAGAUGGUACUGAUGAUGGCAAUUCGGGCAAUAGUGCUUGUUGGGAUUUUACCCAUUCUACUUAAACGGGUGCAACUUUUCCAAUCUGUGGUUAUUGUUCAUUGCUACUGUGAGCACAUGGCUGUGGUCAAGCUGGCUGCAGAAGAUGUUCAUAUUAACAAAUCAUAUGGGCUUUUUGUGGCCUUCGCAAUUCUAGGUUUUGACAUGAUCUUUGUCUUCAUCUCCUACAUUCUGAUUUUUCGGGCUGUUUUUCGUCUUCCCCAUAAGGAAGCACGAUUCAAAGCAUUCAACACUUGUACUUCCCAUAUUGUUGUCUUCCUGGAAUUUUAUAUCCUUGCCUUUUUUUCCUUCUUUAGCCACCGUUUUGGACAUGUACCAUCUUAUGCCCAUAUCCUAUUGUCUACCAUCUAUCUUCUUGUACCCCCUGCCCUUAACCCCAUUGUCUAUGGCAUGAAGACCAAAGAGAUCCGUAGGUGGGUUGAUCAGAUUUGUAUUCUGAAGCCUGGUACCCAGCAGUGA
Hipposideros armiger (great roundleaf bat) is the source of this 951-nucleotide messenger RNA. Its product is annotated as olfactory receptor 52A1-like. The record is from RefSeq and is a predicted model, not a curated record. Gene Ontology annotation, biological process: G protein-coupled receptor signaling pathway. The coding region runs from base 1 to 951 and encodes 316 amino acids. Gene Ontology annotation, molecular function: G protein-coupled receptor activity; olfactory receptor activity. Gene Ontology annotation, cellular component: plasma membrane. NCBI's taxonomy places the organism in Eukaryota, Metazoa, Chordata, Mammalia, Chiroptera, Hipposideridae. The transcript has a single exon.